Messenger RNA from Micropterus salmoides (largemouth bass), 3610 nucleotides. RefSeq names its product CD166 antigen homolog A-like. The coding region runs from base 227 to 1936 and encodes 569 amino acids. Gene Ontology annotation, biological process: cell adhesion. The record is from RefSeq and is a predicted model, not a curated record. NCBI's taxonomy places the organism in Eukaryota, Metazoa, Chordata, Actinopteri, Centrarchiformes, Centrarchidae. The transcript has 16 exons. Gene Ontology annotation, cellular component: plasma membrane.
ACCUGUUUUACCCAGAACUGAUGUGAGCGCGUGUUGGUGAGCACAUGCCACGUUGUGAGAAGAGUCAAAAUCUAAACUGAACUGCCUUUUACAGCAACCAGCAACUGGGGCUUGCGAGGACCAUUUGAAUUUAAUCCACGUCCGAAAAAAAAACCCCUCAACCAAGUGGUUUUAACAAACCUCUUAAACAAACGGAGCCUUCUGAGGAUCUGAGAGACUCGCAAGGAUGCACUUGUUGUCCGCCUGCUGCGUGAAUGCCCUCUUCAUCAUCGCGCUCCUCCGCCAAGUCAGCGGUUUGAAGACUGUUAUCGGCCUGUAUGGGGAAACACUCGAGAUCCCAUGCAACAAUGGAGACAUAAAAGCAAAGGACGUCCUGAUCACUAAAUGGAAAUAUAACAAAGGAGAGGGACUUCCAGGAGACCUGUUGGUCAAGCAAAAAACACAGAAUGUCUCAAUCACUGCCCCUGAUGAAUACAAAGGCCGCGUGAGCCUGGCUGCAAACUCGAGUCUGCUGCUUUCUGCGGCCAAACUGACCGACCAGCGGACCUUCACCUGUAUGGUGGUGGCUGGUGCAGACAUCACAGAAUACCCAGUUAAUGUGCUGAUCUACAAGGCACCAGCAGGCCUGAAGAUUUCUGACAAAGCAGAGAACCUGGAGAUUGGCAAACCUACGAAGCUUGGAACAUGUGUUGCACAAGAUGCCAAUCCAGCUGCAAAUAUCACAUGGUUAAAGAACAAUAAUCCUCUGGUGGAUGAUGGGAAAGGGAUUUCCAUCCACACGGCUGUGCUGGUAGACCCCGUUACUGGCCUUUCGACUACUUCCUCCAUACUGGAGUACUCAGCCAAGAAAGAAGACACGGACGCCCAGUUCACAUGCAGCACCCAGCACACUGUGGGCUCAAAGCAGGUGUCCCCUCCAGUGACAUUCAGCAUCACCUACUUCACAGAGAACAUCGCCCUUCAGGUUAUUGCUCAGGAACCUCUAGUAGAAGGAGACAAUGUGACUCUGAAGUGUGUGGCAGACGGGAACCCAGCCCCUACCAGCUUCAACUUCCACCUCAAGGGAGAGUUGAUGAAAGUGGAAGACGCAGAUACUUUCACCAUCACAAAUGUCUCGCGUAACACCACCGGUGAAUACAAAUGCUCUCUCAUUGAUGACCCCACAAUGGAGGCAUCCAAGGACAUCACAGUCAAAUACCUAGACAUCAAUCUAAGCCCCUCUGGAAAUAUCAUCAAGAAUGCUGGUGAGGCCUUAGAUGUAACUCUCCAUAUUGAUGCCUCAGGAGAAUCAAAGGUCUCCUGGACAAAGGAUAAUGUUAAACUGGACAAAGUGCCCAGAUUUACCAAGGUGACUUACUCGGACUCUGGCCUCUAUGAAUGUGAGGUGACGGUGGGACUCCUCAGCCGAAAAGCUGCUUUUGACCUGGUUGUUGAAGGUGCUCCAGUUAUCAGACAGCUGUCCAAACAGCUCGGUGUCGACGGCCAACACAAAGUCUUGAUUUGUGAGGCUGAAGGUUCUCCAAAGCCAGCUUUUUUCUGGAGCAUCAAUGGCACCUCGCUUGAUGAGAGUCCCUUCAUCAACGGAAAGAUAACACACAAGAUCACAGUUGUGCCUACUGCAAAUCUGACUGUCUCUUGUACGGUGUCUAAUGAGUUUGGUGUGGAUACCAGAGCUAUAAAUGUAUCAUCCUUAUUUGAGGAGGUGAGAAUGGAUAAACAAGACCAAUCAGAUGAUAGCGACCAAACCAAGUUGGUGGUUGGUAUUGUAGUCGGUCUCCUCGUCGCCACCGUGGUUAUAGGCCUUGCAUACUUGGUCUACAUGAAGAAAUCCAAGCAAGGAAGCUGGAAGACUGGUGAAAAGGAGAACGGGUCUUCUGAGGAGGAGAAAAAACUGGAGGAGAAAGUGGAGGAGAACAGUCAAAAAGCUGAGGUGUAAAGAAACGGCAACCACCCUUCAGGAGUGUGAAAGUGAGAACAUGGAACUUUGCACAUUUCUCUUCACCUCUGUCUUUGGGGGGGGAGGGGGGGGGGCAAGUGUAUAUUGGGAUGAAGAUGGUUUGGAUUUGGUUUCAGGGAGAAUUUUACUAAAAAGCAUAUCUAAACCCCCCAACUCCUCAUCCAUUCAAAAAAAAAAAAAAGAAAAAAAGAAUGGAUACUGUAUGUGAUAUACAUAACUUGUCUGCACUACUGAUAACGUGUAAAUUUGUCUACUAUUAGGAUACAUGUUUGUUAGAAUGGAAUUUGGGAAACUGAGAAAAUGCAGAUCUUUUUGGUUUUGUCAGUUAAUGCGAGUAAAAUUACUACUAGACCAGUUGCCUUUGCUGUAAGGAUGUGUAGGCCUCCAUUAGUUUGUGUUUGACUCUUUGGCCCUCUGAGACAAAUAGCAGGAACCGAGGGACAUCACCGCCAUCCCUUCUUAGUUUCAUGUCAUCACAGUCCAGACAACCUUUGCCUUCAACAUCAUUGUACUAAAUGUGUUUAUUUCUUCAUUCAGGCGUAAAAACAUGUUGAAAUUGAGAUGAACUUCCUGAAAGGGCUAAGGGUAUAUUGUCAUACCCUGCAUUAGUUAUAGAUGGUAAUAUGAUUUACAUGUUGCAUUGCAGGAAGUAGGAGAUGUGCCACAGAGUUCUUUGGUUGUUACAUGUUAUGUUUUUUUUGUUCUUUAAUUGUGUGUACCUCUUUACAAAGUAACCAGGAGAUGAAAAUGAAUCAUUUUGCCUGUAUCUUUUUUAUGUACUGUACAUUCAACAUAACCACUGUAAAACACAAGCAGGUAGAUUGUUGAGGGAAUGUAUAGCAUAACUCAUUUUACUGGCUUUAGUUUGGCUGCACAGAUUGUUUUACACAAAGUUUGUUUUCCCAAGAAAAAAUUCUUGUGCCUGUAGACGUUAAAGGAUUUUUUUUUUAGCUUACCUGUCAAGGCUGUAAGUGAAUACUCAAUGUGUGCUCCAUCUCUGGUAUGAUUGUUUAUUCUGUAGCUAUGGCAUCAUUUUAGUAAUGGAGCACCCAGAGAGGACACAAUGUUUGUGUCAAAGUAGCCGUUGUAUGUUUGGCUUCUUUUGAAAAUCUACCUGUAAUUGCUUCAGUUUGUGAUGUGCACUAGGGUUCAUGUUUUCAUGUCAGAUUUGUGUAGAAUACGAUGGAAUACGCGCAGCUGUACAUGUCACAAUUUUGGUCCGUCAAGAGCAUUUACUAAAUUGGAAAAUGUAUCAAGACCGGGAUGUAAUUGUGAAGUGUGUAGUUUUAAUUUUCUUUUUGCUAUUUAUAUUGUACAAGAUAAAAUGUCCUGGUAGACUAAUUCAAUAAUUGUCACAUAAUUCAUGACUUGGAUUCAAAUCGUUGAUAAAUAAAUUGCUUGCAGACUUUACAAAAUAUUUAAUGAAAUUUGAGUCAUCAGUAGGUUGCUCAGCGUCUGGUUGAAUAUAGAUUCAGCAUGUAAUCAUUGCAGACCUUCUAGCUAUUUGUUGCCUACCUUGUUUAAAAUCAUCAAAUUGGAAGAAUGACCAAAGAAAGUAAACAUUGCCAUGCAAGUAUUGUAAAUACCUGAUGUUUGUUUUUUGUACUUUUGUUUAAAAUAAAGUGUACAUUUGGAAAAGUUAUGCCCACUGAA